CUACAACCAUUCAAAGGUUCACUGUCCUGCACGCCUAGAGCCGUGCUCUACCACUUUCUCCACCUAUUUUUAAGACUGUUUACUACUAGUUUGGUCUUGCAAAGCUUUUCUUCUCUUGUGUGUUAGAGACACAGUCCCAUCCUCCAGCAAAAAUGGAAGCCAUCAAGAAAAAGAUGCAGAUGCUGAAGCUAGAUAAGGAGAAUGCAAUUGAUAGAGCUGAACAGGCUGAAGCAGACAAGAAAGCAGCUGAGGACAAGUGCAAACAGGUAGAGGAUGAGCUGGUGGCACUGCAGAAGAAGUUAAAAGGAACUGAAGAUGAACUGGAUAAAUACUCAGAAGCUCUCAAAGAUGCUCAGGAAAAACUGGAACAGACUGAAAAGAAGGCAACAGAUGCAGAAGGUGAAGUGGCAGCUUUGAAUCGGCGUAUCCAGCUGGUGGAAGAGGAGCUGGAUCGUGCCCAAGAACGUCUGGCGACAGCCCUGCAGAAACUGGAGGAGGCAGAGAAGGCAGCAGAUGAAAGCGAGAGAGGUAUGAAGGUUAUUGAAAACAGAGCAAUGAAGGAUGAAGAAAAAAUGGAAAUUCAGGAGAUGCAGCUGAAAGAGGCUAAGCAUAUUGCUGAGGAGGCUGACCGUAAAUAUGAAGAGGUUGCUCGUAAACUGGUCAUUUUGGAGGGUGAACUAGAGAGAGCCGAGGAACGUGCUGAGGUGUCAGAACUAAAAUGCAGUGACCUUGAAGAAGAACUAAAAAAUGUCACUAACAACCUAAAGUCCCUGGAGGCUCAGUCUGAGAAGUACUCUGAAAAAGAGGAUAAAUAUGAAGAAGAAAUCAAGCUUCUCUCUGACAAACUCAAGGAGGCUGAAACACGUGCUGAGUUUGCAGAAAGAACGGUUGCUAAACUGGAAAAGACUAUUGAUGAUCUGGAAGAUGAGCUGUAUGCUCAGAAGCUGAAGUACAAAGCUAUCAGUGAAGAGCUUGACCAUGCUCUCAAUGAUAUGACCUCUUUGUAAAUGAAUUUUCUCUUUUGGCUUUGCCUUGGUGCACUAAGAUUCUGUCUUUAGUGCCAGUCUCUGAGUAAUGCCUAGUACUAGUCCUUCAGUCUUUUUCUGUAAAAACUGAAUUAAACAAAAGCAAGCUACCUUGAACUUGUACAUUCUGUGCUUUUUUUCUUUUCCAUGAUUAAUGACAUAACUAAUGUCCUUCCUUUAAUUUGUUCUGGUCAGAUUUUAGCACAGCCCUGUAAUUCUCACUAGGAUACUGUUAAGAGAAUUAGUUUCAUUGUACUCGGAUUGCUUCUUUAAAAACCAAAAACCUAUCCAGUUGUUAGUUAAAAUGUAAGUGAUGGGUCACAUAACAAAAUUGGAAGAAAGUUCAAAUAAAGUGGCAGGUAGGACAAAAUAAAAAAUGAAUAUAAAUCCCACUUAUAGCACUCCUAUUACUUCAGUGGUUAUUUAUUUCCUGGACAGCAGUGACUAUAAUGAGCAUACAAACAGGAACUGUGCAAAGACUCAACUUGAGGCAGCAAAAGCAGAUCCACAGAUACACUUGCUAUGCUGCUGAUGCCCCUUUGUGCGCUGCAUCAAAAUAAUACUACCCACAAAUGGGAUGUAAACUGAUGAAUGCUGUCAUAACUAGUAUCUCAAAUCAACUACUCCUUGAACAGAAGGAUUUUAGCUAGUUUGUUCCUGUCCAAGCAGAUUUGAAUUUGAGUGCAAUUUUGAGAGACACUGAAUCAAAGACUUAAUUACAAUCGAAUAUGACACCCAUUGUCUGAUAUUCAUUUAAUAGUGUCCAGUCAUUUAUAGAUAUUUCUAUUGAUAUUUGCAUGUUGAUUAAGGACAAUGUUAUGUGGAUUGUAAACUGUCUGGUGGAUCCCUAAAUAGUUAUUAUAAAUGACAAAGUGUCCUGUGAAAAACUACAGGAAUCUGUUCAGUCUGAUCUUAUUCAAGAGGAAGUAACAUCAUUGCAUUCACAGGAGUUGCACACACCAGUGAAAAGGGAGAAGUAAUCCAAAGGAACUUAAAGAAAUGCCUGUUAACAGCAAGCUAAUGCCUCUGAUCAGAAAAUAUCCAAAUACUUUUCAGUUUUCAGCUGUAUGCGUAUGACACCAUGGGACAUAGGUAAUAAUCCUUCUGCAUACAACACUUUAGUAACCACACCUGGAAUAUUUUGUUUCAUUCUGCACACUUCAUUAAACUGACAAAUGGGAAGGACCUCAGCAAGGAAGCUCAGAAAAGAGAACUAGAAUGGCCAGGAGGCUGAAAAGUGACCUAUAACGAAGCUGAACCAUGCAUAUUUAGAGCUCUUAAUCUAAAUGACGACAAUGGCCAUAGUAGAAGAUGGAGAUAAAUCUACAGAGACUGGGUGAGUGUGAAAACAGGGGAUGAAGAACUAUUUAGCAUACCAAAAAGGGAUGAAAUUGAGAAGGGUUUUAUCUUGAGUAAGGAAAUGUGAAAUCUAGUAACUCUAAAUUUUCAGUAUAUUAGAACACCCUAGUUAAGACUUUAAAUGUGUAUAUCUUGGAUUUCUGUUUCAAGAAAAGAAACAAACAUUCAUCACAUAUGUAUGACCUUGAAUCUGACUCUGCAAGUUUGGCCAAAUGCAUACUUCCUAUUUUAGAUUUGAAGCUUAAAAAAAAAAAAAAAACCAACCAAA
Molecule: messenger RNA, 2652 nt
Organism: Caretta caretta (loggerhead turtle)
Lineage: Eukaryota; Metazoa; Chordata; Testudines; Cheloniidae
Gene: TPM4
Product: tropomyosin 4
Source: RefSeq, a predicted model, not a curated record